This is a messenger RNA of Erythranthe guttata (spotted monkey flower), 1014 nucleotides long. NCBI's taxonomy places the organism in Eukaryota, Viridiplantae, Streptophyta, Magnoliopsida, Lamiales, Phrymaceae. The record is from RefSeq and is a predicted model, not a curated record.
AUGUAUACCAAAACGAAUAUUCCCUGGUUCUCGUUCCUCCAUCUCAUAUUAACCAUCAAAUUCUUGAUUAUUCUCCAAGCCCGAAAUGGAUUGAGUGGGCCCGAAGACAUGUACCAGAGCUGCGACAAAACAUUUAGUUGCGGCGAAAACAUCACCGAAAUCGGUUACCCUUUUAGGGGAAUCUCCGACCCUGAACACUGCGGCCACCCAAAUUUUGUCCUCACAUGCCAUAAUGGUAAAAACAACAUAACCAACAUCGAAAUCAUGGGCGUGGAGUACCGUGUCCUGGAAAUAGCACAAUCCACACAGACAAUGACUAUUGCCAGGGAGGAUAUAAUGGAGGAAACCUGCCCCACGGAAAUGAAGAACACAACAUUGGACUACUCGACCUUUGACUUUGGCGCUGUUUACCUGAAUAUCACAUUCUUCUACGGAUGCCCACCACCUGUUAGAGGUGGUUUCUCCACUGAUUCUAAUUUCUCCGUUCCUUGUGGGAAUAAUGGCGAAGAGGUAUAUAUUACGCCUGGAACUUAUGGCCCCGGAAUGUGUAGAGAUAGUGUGGUAGUUCCAGCGCCUGUGCCUCCUGAAGGAGCAACACAUCUUCCGAAUAUAACGGAAUUGGAUCGGAUUAUGCGGCAGGGUUUUUUGGUUAGGUGGACGAUCGGUAGCCAAUUAAUGUGCGAUAAUUGUACGGCGUCAAAGGGGCGGUGUGGGUAUGAUCUUGAGAAUAACAAGACUACUUGUUAUUGCCCUAACUCGCCGUAUGUUUCUAAUACUUGUCGCAUCUCUGAAAUUAUUGGGACCCCACCUCCCUUGCCCAACGGCAAUGACACCUCCUCACCUACUAAGGACACCUCCUCACCUACUAAGGACACCUCCUCACCUACUAAGAUACCAAUAUUACCCCUGGCCCUGGGUACGUAUACUAUUUCUUUUUACUUCAAUCAAUUAUGCAAUAUCAUUUCUUGUUUUUUCCGUGGUUUUUCUAAUAAACAAGAAUCAAAAUAUUGGUGA